Sorghum bicolor (sorghum) is the source of this 1996-nucleotide messenger RNA. Its product is annotated as tyrosine N-monooxygenase-like. The record is from RefSeq and is a predicted model, not a curated record. The transcript has 2 exons. The coding region runs from base 85 to 1776 and encodes 563 amino acids. Lineage: Eukaryota; Viridiplantae; Streptophyta; Magnoliopsida; Poales; Poaceae. Gene Ontology annotation, molecular function: heme binding; monooxygenase activity; oxidoreductase activity, acting on paired donors, with incorporation or reduction of molecular oxygen.
CACAUACUUGCAGCCUUGCCCAAAGAAUACCGCAAACUGAGGUGAACAUAGAUCCAUGUACUUCCCAACAAAAAUAUAUAUACGAUGAGCUCGAACGCACCAUCAAGCACGACACAAGCACCUAGCCGUGCACAUGUCGUUGCUCUGUUCACAGUACUUUGCACCUUGCUUGGCCUUGCUUUUCUAUUUCACUACCGAGCCAAAGCAAAGUCCCUGAAGAAAACCGAGCUGCACCGACUGCCGCCAGGGCCGUCUGGGAUGCCUAUCCUCGGCAGCAUGCACUGUCUAGUUUCUAAAAGGCCGGUGUUUCAAUGGGUUCAUCGCCUUUUCAAGGAUAUGAACACCAAUGUCCUCUGCCUCCGCUUUGGAGCCAUACAUGUCGUAGUAGUUGCCUGCCCAGAGAUAGCCCGUGAGGUUCUCAGAAAGAAUGAUGCAGUUUUCGCAUCUCGCUCCUUGACAUUCGUCUCUGGACUGUUCAGCUUCGGGUACAAGGCUGUAGGCCUAUCGCCAUAUGGGGAGCAGUGGAAGAAGAUGAGGCGGAUUCUCACCUCUGAGAUCCUAUCUACGUCAAUGGAGCAACGAUUGCAGCACCGACGAGCGGAGGAGGCCGACCGCCUCGUCAGGUUCGUGUACAACCAAUGCAACACAUCAGCAAAUAAAACUAACAGCAUCAUUGAUGUACGUCAUGUAGCCCGGCAUUUUUGUGGUAACAUGAUACGGGGACUCAUGUUCGGCAAGACACACUUCUUCCCUGCUGGUGCUGGUGCUGAUGCUGUCAACAAUGGCAGCAGCAGCCCAGGCCCUGAUGAAGUGGCUCACGUAGACGCGAUCUUCACACUGCUCAACUACAUGGGUUUCUCCAUCUCAGAUUACAUUCCUGCUACGUGGAAGUGGAUGAUUACUGCCCUCGACCCUGACGGUCGUAAGAAGAUUAGGAGCGUAAUGAAUACUCUAAACAGAUUGCAUGAUCCCAUCAUAGAAGAGAGGAUCCAUGAGUGGCAUACACUUCACAAACACAGUAACAAGAGAGAGGCCAGGGACUUUCUUGAUGCCCUUGUUUCUCUUGAGGACUCACAAGGGCGACCUCUUUUAUCGAUUGAUGAAAUAAAAGCACUGACAGCGGAGAUAAUGUUUGCAUCUGUUGACAAUCCAUCAAACGCAGUUGAGUGGGCAUUCGCGGAGAUGAUGAACAGACCAGAGGUGAUGCACAAAGCAGUACAUGAACUAAACAGUGUGGUUGGCAAAGACAGGCUCGUCCAAGAAUCAGACAUACCUCACCUCAACUAUCUGAAAGCAUGCAUACGAGAGGCCUUUCGCUUACACCCGGACCAUGCUUUCAACCUACCCCAUGUCUCCAUGGAAGACACCAGAGUUUCUGGUUACCUCAUUCCAAAGGGCACCCAUGUUCUUCUGAGCCGAGUGGGGCUUGGACGGAACUCUGAUGUCUGGGAUGCUCCUCUCCAGUUCUGGCCAGAGCGACAUCUCAUGAUGGACAACAAGUCAGAGCUUGCGCUUGUGGAACUCACCGAGCCGGACCUCAGGUUCAUCUCGUUUAGCACAGGUAGGAGGGGAUGCCCAGGGGUGUCACUUGGCAGCUCCAUUACAUUAAUGCUAUUUGCAAGGCUUCUGCAAGGGUUUACGUGGACCAAACCUUCUGGUGUUCGUGCAAUAGAGCUCAAGGAAUGCACUACAAGUCUUGAACUAGCUGAGCCACUCUUCUUACAAGCUCAGCCUCGUUUGCCGGUGCAUCUUUAUGUGCCUUAUGUGUCUGUUUAGCACCAUAGUCUGGGCUCUGAUGGUGCAGCUUUAUAUUACAUUUAUGCGAUCAUGCAUGUAUAUCCUGUGGUGGAUGAAGUAUAUUAGUGUGAUCUUGCAUUGUGUGCUUAUGUAUGGUCUAUUUAUUACCCUAAAAUAAUAGUCUGUCUACUAGUUUUUUGUUUGUGUGUGUGCUGACCUGUUUAUGGUCGUGUACCGUGUACGUCCAAUGAAAAUAAUA